Messenger RNA from Alnus glutinosa, 1374 nucleotides. RefSeq lists its product as uncharacterized. The transcript has 5 exons. NCBI's taxonomy places the organism in Eukaryota, Viridiplantae, Streptophyta, Magnoliopsida, Fagales, Betulaceae. Gene Ontology annotation, molecular function: ubiquitin binding. The record is from RefSeq and is a predicted model, not a curated record. Bases 190 to 972 code for a protein of 260 amino acids.
UCUCUUUGUGGAAUUCCAAACCCAAGCCCCAAGAAAAGCAACAAAUUUCUCUCUAGCCCCUGUGCUAACCCUAAUAUCUGUAACCUGGCUUUCAGUUUUUCUUGUUUUGUUGUUCUCUAUCAGGUGUCGGAGCGGAGCAAGGGGGGGUGAGCGGAAUUAUUAUUGUUGUUGUAGGUGAAGAAGAAGACGAUGUCUGCUGCUGUGUGUGGGAGCAAGAGAUCCUUCUUCGAAGAGCUUCCGUCAUCGCCUCCGGUCGCCAAGAGAAUCCGUUGCGCCUCUUCUUCUUCGCCGAUUCGGUUCUCUGCCCCCUCUCUCCUCGAUCAGCUCCGCUCCGUAUUUCCUCACAUGGAACUUCAUAUUCUUGAUAGAGCACUACAAGAAUGUGGUAAUGAUUUGGAUGCUACCAUCAAGAGCCUGCAUGAGCUUUGCUUGGAAUCUACUGAGGGAAAUUUAGGUUCUGCUGAAGAAUCAGAUGCAAAUGUGGAGAAGGUUAGCUUAAUAAAUGAUGAGAAUGCGGUUGCUCCUGAUAAUUUGUCAACUCCAAACAGCCUUCUUGUGGAAGGUGCAGAAUGGGUAAACUUGUUUGUAAGGGAAAUGAUGUGUGCUACCAGUAUGGAUGAUGCUAAAGCUCGUGCUGCAAGACUGCUAGAGAUUUUAGAGAAGUCCAUCAAUUCACAUGCUGGUGCCGAGGCAACACAAAUUCUUCACAAGGAAAACAUGAUGAUGAAGGAACAAAUUGAGGGACUCAUGCGGGAGAAUGCCAUUCUCAAGCGUGCUGUGGCUAUCCAACAUGAACGUCAGAAAGAGUACGAUGAUAAGAGCAGAGAAUUGCAGCAUUUGAAGGAGUUGGUGUCUCAGUAUCAAGAACAAUUGAGAACACUUGAGGUGAACAACUAUGCCUUGUCAAUGCAUCUGAAGCAUGCUCAGCAAAGCAGCUCCAUUCCUGGACGAUUUCAUCCUGAUGUCUUCUAAGAAAGAGAGGGAAGUUCCGCUUUCGAUAACUUAUUUUAAAUUAUAAUGUUAAAGGCUGUGUGUAGCAUAAGUUGCGGCUAUUUAUGUCUCAAUGUUCCCUAGUUAUGCUUAUAAUACUAGGCAAUCAUCCCAAUAUGGAAAGUUUAAGCCAUCAACAAUAAUUUUCAGUCAAUUUCGUCUUUAUUUAAUGAACAUUUUAUAGUUUGGUAUGAAUAGUCUAUGGUUAUAAUUUGUGCUAUACAUUCCUUAAGGAAGGUUUGUUGUUUGCUAGAAUCUCUUUUUUAGCAAAGCCCAUGCCCAAUUGUAUUGAUUUUUAGUUACUUGAGUUUGGUUGUGAUCAGCUUGAGUUAGAUUGUAUAAAUAAACAUUGUAAUGAAUAAAGAGGUAUUGAAUUUGUGAUUA